Messenger RNA from Pelobates cultripes (western spadefoot toad), 5515 nucleotides. The record is from the annotation of a GenBank genome assembly. Lineage: Eukaryota; Metazoa; Chordata; Amphibia; Anura; Pelobatidae.
CUAUAGACAUUUCCUUGUCUACACAAACACGAGGAAUUCCUGCUGGAACGCUAGAGAUUUGUGUGUUUGUAUUCUGAUUGCUGUGAUAAUGGAUACAGUAGGUAAGUGAUCCCUGUAGCAUGGGAAGUUCACAUUACUGUUUUUGUUUUGUAUUUUCUGCUUUGAUCAUUUUUAGUCAAUGGAGGUGUUUUUCUGACCAGUGAUUUGUCAUCUCUAAGGUUGCCACCUGGCUGGUAUCUUGGUCUGUUUGGUGCUAGUAUUGCAAAAAUGCUGUCCAGGUAAAAGCUGGUAACUCUGUGCCUGGUCUCUUAAAGCGGUGAGAGAAAUCCAGUCAGAACGUCAACAUGGUAUAGACCCAGAAUGUCACAAUUCUACACAGUGCAUGCACUGAAACACACUACCACACAUGCAUAACGAUGCCUAUACUGACAAACAAUGUAAGUAACCUUUUUAGAGACUGGUCCUCGUUCAACUUAUCCCAUGUCACCAAAUGUGACUAAUUUAUGAAAAUUGGCAAGGCUGCUUUAACUUCAACAAUGGUGGCAACCCUAGUUAAAUUUCCAGGCAGAGUAACUGUCUUGUCUCCACUCCCUACACAUCCACAUUGUCCUAGAGUUAGAAUCUUUGGAUGAUUCUGUAGACAAAUUCUCCACUUGCUCUCCAUGUGGCAUAACAUCUCUCCUUUCUGCUAAGAAUGUCUGACCUAUAGGGACUUGCAUCACUUGUUAGAAACAUACGAAGAGAUAUUCCAAAUGCCCAUGUGUAAAUCUGUCAGGCCUGCUCAGUGCACUCUUCCAGCAACUUUUGGGGAUUUGACACUAGUUAAAUGAGUGUCCACCUGGAGUGGGUUUGGAAAGCAUAAAAAGGUUAAAGUGGGUAUAUAGUAGUCGUUUACGUGUAGGUUUUUUUUUUUUUUUAUAUUUUUUUUAGGCAACUCUCAUUAACAGCUAAAUCUUUUGAAUGAGACACUUCUGCCAAAGUGAUGCAUGUCCCUUUAAAGGAACAUUCCAUGUACCAUUUUUGUUUGUUGGGCUGUGUAAGUGCUGACUGACCGGGCUGGAUUAACACAGGAACUGAUUUGAUUCUGUUGCGUGUUUGGUGGGUGUGGGGUGGGGUGUGUGGCUUUUUUUUUAACCCUACUCUUCAUAUACUCUUGCUUAAGUAUGGAAACUUGAAGAGAUGUAUGGGAACAAAACUCAUGCUGACUGGUUGACAGUGAAAUUGGUUAAGGUAAUGCUGACUUUGGUCUCUCUAACACUGUGGCAUAUCGCCUUUCUUCUACACUACCUACAUACACCAUUUUUAUUUUUUUUACACCAGGAGCUUCUUCCUGCUAGUAAGGAGACAAGGGGGCAAUCCUUGGAAAGCAUGGAGCAAGCGUGUUAAGUUGGCAUUCCAAUUUUUGGGGCAGGUUUGCUACUUUCAGCAUUUCUGGUUUUAGGAUUUGCUUCAGUGACACGCCCUCUUACCCUGCCCAUUGACAUUCAGCUUCACUGGACACUGGGGGGAGGGAUGGUGUAUGAGUUUCCCUCCAGCACCAACUCCAUCAGAUACCUGAUGCUUGGGAGGUAUGACUGGCUUUCUUUGGCUGAAUAUUCUGUAGUUGGGCUCAUUACUGUCUGCACCAGGCCCACUGGUCUCUAAAUCUGGACCUGGUACUUGAAAUAUGCCCUUCUAUAGAUCUCUGCAGAAACCAAAUAACCAGCAGUCAGCCUAGCUGAGGAGGUAAUCUUCCACUUCACUGGCGCUACAGAGCUUAUGUGAGAGGAAAGUGCUAUAGUGGCCUGCCUUCUCCAAAUGUCUCUGGGCUUCCGGGACAGCUCAAUGAAUGGAAAGCCUCAAGCUCACACCUCAAAACAAAAGCUUCCUUUUAAAGAGCCUCUGGUCACUUCCUUGGCACAGACUGACCCCUGUCUCAGAUGUAAAAGGAUGAUAUCCUUCUGAUAGUGACCUGUCCAUUUUUCUUUACUGUGCUCCACCACAAUGAAAUGGUCUUUUGUCCUUGCCUGCAUAGUGGUAAGCACAGGCAUAGGGAAGUGUGUAAAAAUAAACUUUUCAUGUUGGCUAUUAGUCAGGGGAGGUGUGGAUAGGACUAAAAUAAGAUUUGGAUUGGAAGUUAAUUAAUGCAGUUAUCUAAGGGUCUUUUAGAUGUUCUAUUAAUGGUUUAGCAGCAUUCAUAUUAAACAGGUCCCUGGCUAGUUACACCGUGCACUGCCACCAUUCAAAUAUCCCCAGUUAGCUGUAUACCCAAUCUCAUUUAUGCCAUUUGUGAAAUUUGUUCAGUUACAUGUGUGCAUUCUACAUUUCUCUUGGUUCCUCUGCAAUCAUUCCGAUUGACAUCUCUCCUAACCCCAAUCCCCCCUCUGAUACAGUCCUGUUGUAUUUGUUCUACAUUGCCAGUCUCCUUAGAAUUUACUUCUAUUGUCUCCUUUCUGUGCAGGAGUUAGAGCCUCAUUCACUUAUGCCAAAUGCUAGAUCAUGCUAAAACUGAGCUUGUAAAUUGUACAAGCACUCACACCGUUGAUGGAUAUUGUAACCCUAAAUGAUGCUGUUUAUAGGUAAAGGUAAAUAAAAACAAAUUGUUGCUGUAGUUUAGGUCCUAACAUCUGUUCCCCUUACCUUUCAGAAACCCUCCUCUUCAUUGUAACCAGGAAAGAAUAUGUUGCUGGAGCUGGAUUGCCACCCAGUCACGAAGAUGACAACUAUAUUAGGAGAGCAGUUCCUCUAGGGAAGCUAAUGAAUGCCUCCAGGGUUUUCUUUAGUCCUGAAGGGGAACUGUUUGCUCUCCGUGGUGGAGAUGUGUACCGAGGACCUAUGCCUUCAGAGCAAGGCUUGGAAUGGUUCAAUGUUGCCAAAAAGGUUGGCAAAGUUGACUGGGACAGCUUCAAAUUUAUCCUCUUUGAUCCCAAUGGUGUCUUAUAUGCAGUAACCGGCAAAGGGGACUUCUACAAGGGUCCCGCUCCAACCAAUGAAAACAUGCCCUGGCUUUAUCGCCAAGCCACCAAAAUAGGAUCUGGUAUGUGGAACUCAUUAAGGGCCCUCUUCUUUGAUCCUCAAGGCAUUCUGUAUGCAGUGAAAUCAGAUGGCCGUCUUGUGAAGAGAAACCCCCCAACAGACUCCAAGGAUGACUGGUUUGCGACAUGCAUACCUGUUGGCAAUGAGAACUGGUUCCAGCUCACUCAUUUCAUGGCUUUCAGUCCUGAUGGAUCAUUCUGGUGUGUCAAUGAUUACACUGGAAAAAUGUUUAGAUGGUCCCCUCAAGCAGUACAUUCCAACUUUGCUCAUAAAGAUGCUGAGUACAUGGGCUGGGGCUAUAGUGCAGGCCUCUUCUUUGCUUUCACCUGUGACAAAAUCAUCUCCAGUAUUGAGAGCCUUGAAUUUCUUCCAGAUGAUGGUAAAAUUGUAUCCCAAGACCCUACAGUGCUGAAAAAUGAAACCUUCACAAACACCAGUGAUGCUCCUCUUAAAUAUACAUUUACGUAAGUAAAAACCUCAGGUAAACCACACGUAGGUAUUCAAAAACCUCAUUCCAGAAUGGGUAACUCUAUGGGUUCCAUAUUGGACUAGGGCACGUUCCUGUUGAAAGCCAACUCAAGAGGGCAAAUCCAAUGUGGAUAUGUCCCUGCCAAUAUAUGCAGAACAGUGGUUCAGGCACUCUGUGAUCACUAAAAUAGCAGCUUUAUUGGGGCAAAAGCAGCAACGUCUCGGCCCUACCGCUUCUUUAUCAAGCGUAUGUCCUCCCCAAAUUGGUGCCUCACUUUGAUGCUGUUUUGGAGAGCGCUGGGAGAGAUAAAAUUAAUUUAUUGACUAUCUUCAAAUGCAUAUUCUGGGGAUGGUGUUCCUACUUCUGCCAUUCCUGUCAUAGGGACAAGCAAAGAAACUCUGCUAGUUGGACUACUUGUAGGGGAAAGCAUCUUGUAAGGUUGCAUGUUUGUGUGAAUGCUGCUUGUAAGAACAAUGUUUGUAGGGUUGUAUUCACACAUUUGCCCAAUGUAUUUCUUAGACAAUAUGGUCUUAGACUUUGCUUCUUUACAAUCAGAUCAUAUUCAGAUGUAGAAUUGUGUGCAUCUGUCUGCGUAAAUGUCUUUAGUGAAAAUUGAGUUUCCAGGCUUUCUAUUACUGGGCUGUUCCUCUCCAAGAAUAGUCAUGGCAGGACUAUGGUUUAACUGUAUGCCCUGAUUGCUUUGUGUUGCAUUGAGUCAGUGUUAAAAUGGCUUGUCACUUGGAAGCAAAUGGCUUCUGGAAGCUAGGUCACUAUAACCCCCUUAAUGACACAAGGUAAACUGAAGCCCUCUAAAGCAAUCACACAUGUGUUGUACAAGCUUAGACUGGUUUAGUCUGUUUGAGAAAAGAAACUAACCCUGUCCGUGUUCUCUCAUGCUAGGGUUUCAAAAACUGAAAAAACUACCAGCACCUUUGGCCAGGAACAUGGAUUCACAGUUCAGGUUGGAGCCGAGCUGACCUUUAAAGCUGGGAUCCCAUUCAUAGCUGAAACAGAGGGGAAGAUUUCAGUCAACACUAGUACAUCUCAUACCUGGAACUUUACCAAAACCAAUGAAAUCGAGGUAACAUUAUUUACUGAUUUGAGAUGAGGGAUAUUAAUAGUAUUUGCCAGUAGUAGCUUAAAACCUAGCUGACCAGGCUAAUGGAGGCUGAGAUGCACAUAAGGUUACUGCCUUGCAAUUUCUCCUGCCUGGAAGCCAGCAGAUGCCUAGAUGAGGAAGUGACCAGAGAAAAGGCUUCUGGAAGUUGUAGUUCAGUUACUGGAUUUAUAUUAAUGGCAAGCUUGGCAAUACAGAAACCUACCACAGAGCUGCCCAAUAGGUAGAUUCAGAUAUGGACCGACAACAUUAAGACAUAAAAUGCUUGUUGUGAUGGUACUUGGUAUGACUCUUGCAAUAUCCCAGUGUUAAUGGAUUGGAGGAUAGUGGCUCAAACUCUGGUCUUGUUUAUGGCGGUCAAAGGCCAAAUUAAAUCUUCAGAUGGAUUCUUGCGGCCUACUAAAAGACCUGGCUGGUGACUGAUGAUCCUGUGAGUGAUCUAUGGAAAUAUGCCUAAUCCUUAUUAGGAUUACUGUAUCUGCUCCCAUAAUUCUGUCUUGUGUUCUUCUUUUUGUUCUAGGCACAGCAUGACUAUCAAACUACCUGACUCUUGUUCUCUGUAUUGUAAGAAAAAUCCAUAUUGCUUUUCCUAAAGAUCAGUAUGCUCUUUUUUACAAGGUUGCUUCUCUUCUGUCCCCCUACAGACUCUCUUCUCUGCUACUACAGAGGUCACAUUGGAACCACACACCAGUGUACGUGUCAAAGCUUCCAUCAUGAAGGGAAAAAUGGAUGUGCCUUACCGUGCCAGGGCCAAAACCAUGUUUGGCUAUGAAACCACUGUAGAGGGAAUAUGGAAAGGAGCCAGUUGUUUUGACCUCAUGGUCUCCCAAGAGAACUACAAACCAUUGGCCCGAUCUCUUUAUAAACUCAGGAUAGAGAACCAUAGUUCAAACCCACUUACCUGUGUUCAAUAG